AUGGGCACCGGGGAUUUCAUCUGCAUUUCCAUGACCGGAGGGGCGCCGUGGGGGUUCAGACUGCAGGGGGGCAAGGAGCAGAAGCAGCCCCUACAAGUGGCCAAGAUCCGGAGCCAGAGCAAAGCGUCCGGGUCCGGGCUCUGUGAAGGGGAUGAAGUGGUCUCCAUCAACGGCAACCCGUGUGCGGACCUCACCUACCCGCAGGUCAUCAAGCUCAUGGAAAGCAUCUCGGACUCUCUUCACAUGCUCAUCAGGCGACCGUCCCGUGGCAUCAGUGAGACUUCGGUCUCUGAAACUGAAAACAAAACCCACGAGCGUCUCCCCACCGAGGGGUGCGUGAGCAGCACCACCCUGCAGAUCCGCGCCGCCACACGGAGCCGGGACGGGGAGCCCUGCCUGGCCCUCACCCAGCGCGUAGCCCCCCUCGCCGAGGGCCGAGACGGCAGCCCCACUUCUUCCAGCAGCAAAAAGGAAGAAACAUGCCUGAGCUGCCCUGAGGCCCCCCCCACACCGGACACCCCGAGAGCACGCUCGGCAGAGGGGGCUGCCUCCCGGGACAAGGCAGACACAGGCUGGCCAGGCCCUGUGGUCGAGCUACAGCUGUCCCUGUCGCAGGACGCACACCCCAGCGCUGGUGCCCCCGUGGUGGCUCUCCUGGGAGCGGAAGAACCUAAGCGUCCUGACCCGGAUCCUCCCUCACACCGCAGCGGGACUGUGCACGUAAAUUCAGUCCCCGGCAGUGAGAAAGGGGACCCUUCUCUGAGGUCUAGCAAGAUCAUCCAGAUCUGCAGCGGCCGAGAGCUGAGAGUGACCCAGGGGCAAGGAGCCGGGGACGCGGGGCUGCCCCUCGUGGAAGUGAUCCUGGGCUGCUCUGACAAGCCGCAGGGCGGGUGCAGGCUGCAGGCGGGGCGUGUGGACUCCCUGGUGGAAGGAGGGCGUUCAGAAGCACCUCCUUCUCUGGUAGCCUUUGCCGUCUCAUCAGAAGGCACCGAGCAGGGGGACGAUCCGCGCUGCACAAGGGACCACAGCAGACCUCACAAGCACAGAGCGCGCCACGCACGGCUGCGGAGGAGCGAGAGCCUGUCGGACAAGCAGGUGAAGGAAGCCAAGUCCAAAUGCAGAAGCAUCGCGCUGCUGCUGACGGCCGCCCCCAGCCCCCACUCCAGGGGGGUGCUGAUGUUUAAGAAGCGGCGGCGGCGCGCCAAGAAGUUCACGCUGGUCAGUUACGGGACCGGGGAGCUCCGGCGGCAGGAGGACCAGGAGGAGCCGGGGGACCCGGAGGACGGCGACUGGGACAGCUCCUGCGAGGCGGCACUGCUGGGCGCCAGCGAGUCGGACGUGGACGAGGAGCUGCUGUCCGACACAGACGACAGCGCCCAAGUCGUGACCUUCGACUGGGAUUCCGGGCUCGGGGACAUUGAGAAGAAACUGACCCCAGGGGACAAGAUGGAGAUGCUGCCUGACACCUCGGGCAAGGGGGCCCUCAUGUUCGCAAGGAGGAGGGAGAGGAUGGACCAGAUCGCUGCGCAGAAGGAGGAGGGGGCCGGCGCGCACGGGGACAGCUUGAGGACAGUGACUUCCUACCGACAGGCGGAGGAGGCCACGGUGACCAGCCAGAGCUCCGUGAGCAGGAGCUACAUCGAGGUGAGCCACGGCCCUGGACACGCGCCCCAGCACAAUGGCUUCGGGGCUGCGCCCGGCACAGCAGAGGCCCCCAGGAUGGCCCCCAUGAACAGGACGGCGCGACCCUUCCCGGGGUCCGGGGCCCAGCCGACAGCCGCCUUCUCCCCACCCCGCAGCCUGACGAGCCCCACGACGGAGUUCCCUGUGCCGCCGCCCUACUCCGCGGUCACGCCGCCCCCGGGGGCCCCGGCCCGCGCAGCGACCAGCCCCCCGGCCAGCCCCGCGCAGCCCCCGCCCUGGCCGCAGCCGGCGCCCUGGUGCCCGGAGCGCAUCGCCUCCCGGGACGAGAGGAUCGCUGUGCCCGCCAAGAGAACCGGCAUCCUGCAGGAGGCCAAGCGCAGGAGCACCGCCAAGCCCAUGUUCACGUUCAAGGAGCCCAAAGUGAACCCCAACCCCGCGCUCCUGUCGCUUCUCCAGAACUCGGAAGGCAAACGCCCGGGCCCUGGGGCCGGGGCUGACUCCGGCCCGGAGGAAGACUACCUCAGCUUAGGGGCAGAGGCCUGUAAUUUCAUGCAAGGCCCCUCUGCCAAGCAGAAGACGCCCCCUCCCGUAGCCCCCAAACCUGCAGUCAAGUCCUCCUCCUCCCAGCCAGCGACUCCGGUGUCUCCGGUCUGGUCGCCUGGCGUGGCUCCAGCCCACCCUCCUGCCUUCCCCACCGUCACCCCCUCGCAGGGCAGCAUUACAUCAUCCAUCAAAAUAGCGCAGCCGUCUUACCCUGCUGCCCGGCCCACCAGUGCCCUCAACCUGGCCGGUCCCUUCAGAGGUCCCCAGGCGGCAGUGGCCAGUGUGAACUACACCGCCAACACCGCCAAGGGGGCAGCCCCCAUGCCAGCGGCCCCCAUGCCAGCGGCCCCAGCGCCAGCCGGCAGCGCAGCGCACGUGGGCUCAGCGGGGCCACCCAGCGAGCUGCCCGGGAUGCAGGGGAAAGGGGCCCAGCUCUUCGCCAAAAGGCAGUCGAGGAUGGAGAAGUACGUGGUGGAUUCCGACACCGUGCAGGCCCACGCCGCCCGGGCCCAGUCCCCUACACCGUCGCUCCCGGCGGGUUGGAAGUACUCCUCCAACGUCCGAGCACCACCUCCCGUGGCCUACAACCCCAUCCACUCGCCCUCCUACCCCCUGGCUGCUCUCAAGUCCCAGCCAUCAGCCCCACCGGCCUCCAAGACCAGCAAGAAAAAGGGCAAGAAACCCCUCAACGCCUUGGAUGUCAUGAAGCACCAACCGUAUCAGCUAAAUGCAUCCUUGUUCACUUUCCAACCUCCAGAUGCAAAGGCGGGCCUCCCCCAAAGGUCACCCGCCAAGGUCAACUCGGUGCCCAUCACGAAGCAGGCUCUCCCGCCCAGGGCCGUGAACGCCAGCUCACCCACCAGCGUGCAGGCCUCAUCCGUGUACUCGGUGCCAGCCUACAGCCCCCAGCCAGUCUUCUUCCCAGAGCCCACGGCCGCCGUCAGUGCCUCCCCAGUGCCCGCGGGCAUCCCCAGCUCUCCAAAGCCAGAGUCGUCGGCCUCCACGUCGUAUCCUGUGGCUCCAAGGCCCAAGUUCUCGGCUAAGAGAAGUGGCGUGUCCGUGCAGGUGUGGAAACCCACCACCGCGGAAGGGUAACCUUGUGGCAGACGCCGGGUGUCCACGUUGCUUGAAGCGAAUUGUUUGCCGUGUUCCUUGAGUCCCCGAGAAUGCUUAGCGAGUCCUCCACUUACUUAGUUUCAGAUGUCACCUCCCAGUGUGGGUCCAAGGAGCCUAAUGGUGUCACUGACUCAAAAAUCUAACUCGGGUGGACUUCAACCAUAUUUAUCUUCUUUGUGCACUUAAAAAAAAUCCGGGACACCCCAGAAUAGGCAUGUGUCAUGAUAUUAAGGAAACAGGAUUCUUAGGGUUCAUGCGUUAGCCAGGAGACAGGCAAGGAGCAGUGUUCGGAGAUGUCAGGGCCCAGCCCUCUGCAAGGGGACAGCGGUGCUCCAGGACACGGGGCUCGAGGCCGCGAGCAUUCAACACGCAUUCACUGAGGUUUCUUCUUAAAGUAGCGUUUGCUCUCUAGUGCUAGUGUGAAGGGAUAAGAAAUUGACCGAGGACAGGGAUCAGCUCUGGCCUGUCCGCCUCAGCCACCUGGGUGACCCUGCAGAGAAGGCGCCUGGGCUUGUGGGCAAGUCCUCAGUUCAGCGAGGGGGUGAGAGAGAGGGUAUUGAUCAUUAUUGGACACUGGGAUGUAGGCGGUUCCUUGUCAGAAGUCUGACACAGACGGACUUAUUUCAGGAGACGUCUUCCAACGAGGUGGGGGGAAAGGUGACUGCCCUUAGACAGUGACCCCAUCGCCCGGUCGCUCGGGGGGCCAGGCGGGCACAGCUCCCAUUGCCGGAAGCACCGCUGGUUUUCCUGGGCUGAGGCCGGCGGUGGGGUACAGCGCAGUGGAGGAAGGUAGGAAGAUGGGGGGCCGCGGACGGAGGUCCACGUGGUCGGAGAGCAGGGUUCCGUCCCUACUGCGCGCGGGGCGGCAGGAACGGGCUGGGGGGGCCGGAGGGUGAGCGCCCGCGAUGGUCACCGGUUCCCAGCGGCCUCGCGGACGUGGCUCCCGUGUCUGUGCUUUUUGACCCCUGCUUCUCACUGCCCCUCACAGUCCUGACCGCGCACCUUCACCUCCUGAUUUCUCUCUGACGGGCCGGAGGAGUCAGACAAGGUUACCUGUGCGCUCGGACGGGUCACACGCUGUCACCCAGCUGGCUUCCGAGUUAGCCACGCUGCUGACAGGGACCCGGAGACCUCGCUCAUGUCUAUUUUAAGUCCGAGUCUCAGCAACGUUGGAAAAGAGUCAACGUGAUUUCAUGCAGAGAGUCACAAAGCCUUUCUGACAGCUCCAGGGAAAACCGUCCACGGCACACGGGGGGUCUGUGUAGAGACCGCUCGUGCCAACGGGCCAGUUUCGGGGGACGGGGUACCCUUCCCUCGAAAACACCUGUGAUCUUGUUCUUUCUCUGCUAUCACACACCACAGCUGCCCUGUUUUUCACUGUCCUAUUAAAACAUGACUUUCUUCUUCA
Molecule: messenger RNA, 4711 nt
Organism: Molossus molossus (Pallas's mastiff bat)
Lineage: Eukaryota; Metazoa; Chordata; Mammalia; Chiroptera; Molossidae
Gene: SYNPO2
Product: synaptopodin 2
Exons: 4
Coding region: 1-3282 (1093 amino acids)
Biological process (GO): positive regulation of actin filament bundle assembly
Cellular component (GO): stress fiber; nucleus; actin cytoskeleton
Molecular function (GO): actin binding
Source: RefSeq, a predicted model, not a curated record